Molecule: messenger RNA, 942 nt
Organism: Morchella importuna
Lineage: Eukaryota; Fungi; Ascomycota; Pezizomycetes; Pezizales; Morchellaceae
Exons: 4
Coding region: 1-942 (313 amino acids)
Cellular component (GO): endoplasmic reticulum
Molecular function (GO): oxidoreductase activity
Source: RefSeq, a predicted model, not a curated record
AUGGCAUCAAGUUCCUCAAUCGCGCCGUCCAAGAAGUCGAACCAAGCCCUUCUCAGCACACCGCUCCAUGGGCUCUACAUUCCAAUUGGCCUUCUAGUUGUCGGAGUUGCCAUCAUUGACUACAACUACGUGCCACAUGCCGUCGCCGCGGCCGCUGUACUUGGUGGUCUCAAGGUCUUCCGCGGUCAAUCACGAACAAUUCUCAAGCCCGACGUGUUCCAAGAAUUUGAACUGGCCGAGGCCAUUGCCGUUUCUCACAAUGUCGGAAUCUACCGCUUCAACCUCCCCCGAGCAAAUGAUAUCCUUGGUCUCCCUAUCGGCCAGCACGUCUCCAUUGCCGCCACCAUUGACGGAAAGGAGAUAGUCCGCUCAUACACCCCCAUCUCUUCUGAUGUUGACAAGGGCCAAUUCUCCCUUCUUAUCAAGUCCUACCCUACUGGCAACAUCUCCAAGUAUAUCGCCGGUCUCAAGGUUGGGCAGACUAUCCGGGUCAAGGGCCCCAAGGGGCACUUCCAUUACCGCCCCAACCUUGUCCGCGCUUUCGGCAUGAUCGCCGGUGGAACUGGUAUCACUCCGAUGCUGCAAAUCAUUAAGGCGAUCUUGAGGAACCCAGAAGAUAAGACACAGAUCGACCUGCUCUUUGCAAACGUUAAUGAGGACGAUAUUUUGUUGAAGGAGGACCUGGAUGAGCUCUCGUCCACCCACUCCAACUUCCGUGUUCACUACGUUUUGAACAAUCCCCCAGAAGGCUGGACUGGUGGUGUUGGCUUUGUUACCGCCGAUAUGAUCAAGGAACGAUGCCCUCCCCCUGCCGGAGACGUCAAAAUCUUGGUGUGCGGUCCCCCACCUAUGGUCUCAGCUAUGAAGAAGGCCACCAGCGCCCUCGGCUACGAGCCCGCGAAGCCCGUGUCCAAGCUCGAUCACCAAGUUUUCUGCUUCUAG